Volvox carteri f. nagariensis is the source of this 2235-nucleotide messenger RNA. RefSeq lists its product as uncharacterized. Gene Ontology annotation, molecular function: metallocarboxypeptidase activity. Lineage: Eukaryota; Viridiplantae; Chlorophyta; Chlorophyceae; Chlamydomonadales; Volvocaceae. Gene Ontology annotation, biological process: proteolysis. The transcript has 15 exons. The record is from RefSeq and is a predicted model, not a curated record. Bases 1 to 1434 code for a protein of 477 amino acids.
AUGACAGCAGUCAUGACGGCUGUUCCCUCGGAGCCGGCCAAGGCCUAUGAGGCGCUGUGCGAGCGAUUGAAGGAGAUCAGCUCCCUUAACGGCAUCAGCGGACUCCUGGAUUGGGACGAGAUGGUAAUGAUGCCCCCGGGAGCGGCGGCCAGCCGUGGAUCACAAAAGGCCGUACUGGCGGGCGUGUUGUACGACAAGGAGACCGAUCCGCAGUUGGGCGCGCUUCUGGACUCCCUCAAGGCUGCUCCCCCGGGGACCCUGGACGAGGUGCAGGCUGCCGUGGUUCGUGAUGCCGCCCGGGAGUACGUGAAGCGUACGGCACUGCCGAAGGAACUCGCCCAGCGCAUCGCGAAGCUAAAAAGCGAGGCCUAUGGGGCGUGGGUGAAGGCCAGGACGGAAAGUGACUUCUCCGUGUUCGCGCCUUUCUUGAAACAGUGGAUCGAGAUUAGCAAGGAGAAGGCCAAGCUCAUCGACCCCACCAAGCCAGUGUACGACGUGCUGUUGGACGAUUACGAGAAGGGCGCCACGUCAGCUCGCCUGGACGAGGUGUUCACGCAGGUUCGCGAGGGACUGGUACCCCUGAUCGCCGCCAUCAAGUCCCGGGGACGGAGGAUUGAGAGCGGUUGGCUGAAUGGUGGAGAGUACGACACGGAAAAACAGGCCGAGCUUUGCAAGAAGAAGGACAACGUGGUGGAGGGGCUCACGGGCGCCAUUCACGAGACGGGCCACGCAUUGUACGAGCAAGGCCGUAACCUGGAGUACGACGGUCUCCCGGUCAACUCUGCCCUGUCUAUGGGUGUGCAUGAGAGUCAGUCGCUGCUGUGGGAGAGGAUGGUGGGGCUGUCGAGACCCUUCGCCGCGUACUUGCUGCCCAUGCUGCAGGAGCGCUUCCCGGAAUCAUUUGGCUCCGUAACCGCGGAGCAGCUGUACGAGUCGGAGAACGUGAUCCAGGAGCCGUCACUCAUUCGUGUGGAGGCGGACGAGGUGACGUACCCUCUUCACAUCAUCCUCCGCUACGAGCUUGAGAAAGGGCUGCUGGAGGGCGAGGUGGAAGUGGAGGACGUGCCCCGCCUGUGGAAUGAGCGAAUGGGCAGCUACCUAGGGGCCACACCGCCUAACGAUGCCACGGGCUGUCUGCAGGACAUCCAUUGGUCGAUGGGCGCCCUGGGCUACUUCCCCACCUACACCCUUGGGGCUAUGUACGCCACGCAGAUCUACGCAGCUGCGAAAAAAGAGAUUCCGGAUCUUGAAGACAAGAUUCGGGCGGGUGAAUUUAAGCCACUGAAGUCCUGGCUGAACGACAAAAUUCACAAGCUCGGUUCUCUCCACAAGAGCGGAGACGAGCUAAUGAUUGCGGCCACCGGAGCACCCCUAGAGCCGUCCGUGUUCCUAGACUACCUGCGUGACAAGUACAACGACCUGUAUAAGCUGUAGUGAUACACAACCAUACAGCGUGUGCGCAGAAAAAAGAGUAUUUGCGAUGAUGCUCCUUAUGAAUUUGUGUACUUCUUGGAGGCGUGUCUGAGAGAGAGAGAGGAAAGGACAGAGAAGCGAUGGAGACCCAGUUUUUCUGGCACUUUCCUGCCACCACAGCUUCACGAUACAAGUGUUAAGGGGGGAUGAAGUACGAACGAAAAUGGGGAUAUGUUUUUGAUGUUGGCACUACUGGUAACGCGCGACCAUUGCCCCCGGGAGGUCCCGGGAUCGAUACCCGUUAGGGUCAAAAAUCCUUCCGAUGGUGGAAGGCAUUGCGCCCCUAGUUGAUGGACGGUGGUGACCUGGGAUAAAGUUAACUUGCGAGCCGACCAGGAGUGGAGUUGGGCCGCUGUCGACCCGGCAGAUUCCGUUUGAUGCUGGUGGUGGGUGCGGAACCUGAGCGAUCCACUGAGAAGUUGACUAGGGUGACUGGAUGAGGGUGCCCCGAAAUACCGGGGAAGGCAUGGUUUCGCAGGGUAGCUGCCACGGGCGAAGAUAUACCCCCCUGUUUCACACAAGACGACGUUGGUUUGGAUGAUGAAAAUUUGUUACAGGUGGCCUGUGGUAUCGAAACUCACUAAAUAAUGAGUUUCGUUGGCCCACCUCAAAACUCUAGGAUGUCUGGACAGGGAAUUUGGUAUUUGCCUCCUUCUGAGGUGUUAAUUAGGUAACGGCGAAAGCUGAAGUGCCUCCUCACAACGGACUUCUGUCAAGGAACGCACAGUUAACCAUCUCUUUUCAACGUGCAACAUUGAAUUC